This is a messenger RNA of Microtus oregoni (creeping vole), 732 nucleotides long. RefSeq names its product uroplakin 3B like 2 (gene Upk3bl2). The record is from RefSeq and is a predicted model, not a curated record. The transcript has 6 exons. Bases 1 to 732 code for a protein of 243 amino acids. Lineage: Eukaryota; Metazoa; Chordata; Mammalia; Rodentia; Cricetidae.
AUGGGGCUCCAAGAGAGAUGGUCUCUGCUGCUGAUGCCGCCGUUGCUGCUGGUCCAGUGUGGAGCAGGUCUGGAGAGCAUUGGCUAUGCCCCCCAGCUCUCCAGCGCCGCCCUGUUGGGAAAGCUCACACAGUCCACCUUCACGCUGGAGCAGCCCCUGGGCCAGUUUGAGAAUGUCAGCCUUUCUGACCCAGACCCCAUCUGGCUGGUGGUGGCUCAUAGCAAUGCCACCCAGUACUUUGCUGCCCCGCAGAAGGUAGAGGACAUACAUGCCCCUGCCAGCUUUGACCACAACGGCUACUACCUCACACUAAGGACCAGCCGGGUACACUACCAGGGCGGCCAGUCUGGCAACCAGCUCCGAAUCCUCCGUGUUGGCAAUGAUACCAAGUGUUCCUUGAAGUCCCUGGGCUGUAACUCUCCUCUGCCAGGUGCUGGCCCCUACAGAGUGAAGUUCCUGGCAAUGAGCGCCAAGGGUCCUGUGGCUGAGACGGAGUGGUCUGAGGAAAUCUACCUGCAGCAAGCCCAGACAUUCCCAGGAGCCCCAGGGUCCCGAAGCAAGAGUACUGUGAUCAUCAUCGUCUUCUCUUCAAUCUUGCUGGCGGUCUUCCUCGCCCUGCUCAUAUCCGCUAGCUGCUGGAACACUCCUGUAUCCAGCCCGGAGCAGCAAGUUCGCAUGAGACAAUAUCACACCCACCACAUGGACAACCUUCGGGCCGAGCAGAAUUCCUGA